AUGUCAUUCUCAGUUUUCUCAGACUCUCGCCAACCUGAGGUCCACGCGAGCACACUCGUUCUUACAGAACAGAGUCUGCUUUGUGCCUGGUUUGGUGGUACGAAGGAGGGGCAUUCGGACACCAGAAUAUGGAUAUCCAGACUUGACCUUUCAAUUCCCGAUGCUGCCUGGACAAAGUCAUAUCCAGUGGCAUCUGAGGAGGGAAUCGCGCAUUGGAAUCCGGUGUUUUUGAAAGACCCAAGCUCUGGGGGAAUUCUUUUGUUUUAUAAAUACACAAAAAUCAUCGAGUCAAACGACAAUGGAAACACUUGGAGCGAGCCGCGCGAACUCGUCUCUGGUGACCGUGGUGGUCGAGGCCCUGUGAAAAAUAAGCCGGUUGUCCUGUCAGAUGGGACGAUAAUUGCACCAGCAUCACUGGAAACCCCAGAUGGCAACUGGAACUGCUUUACGGAUAGCUCUCAUGACCAGGGCAAAACGUGGACUAGAUCCGCAUUCGCGCAAAUUGAUAGAGCUACCUGGCCUGGCGAGGGCGCGAUUCAACCAAGUUUAAUUAACUCUGCGCCUGGGAAGCUAACAAUGUUAUCGAGAAGCUCUGCUGGCUAUGUCGCAAGAUCUGACUCGGAAGACAAUGGAAAGAAUUGGGGAAAGAUGUAUCUAACCUCACUGUUUAAUAACAAUAGUGGGUUGGAUGCUUUGCGCCAAGAAAAUGGGAUUUGGCUAGUUGUGCACAAUCCAGUCCAACAGAGAUGGGGCCCCCGGACACCUUUGGUGAUUUCAAGUUCAUCAGACGAGGGAAAAACAUGGAGAACCGUCUUAACACUGGAAGCAAAACCACCACCCGCCGGUUUCUCAGAAAUUGUGGCACUUGACACUGGAAUCGUAAACGACGGAGAGAGUGAAUUCAGUUAUCCCUCUAUCAUCAGUGACAGCAAAGGUGGUGUUUAUAUCAGUUAUACAUACGAACGACGAGGUAUCAAAGUUGUUCAUGUAAGAGCUACUCAACUGAGUUAG
Penicillium verrucosum is the source of this 1011-nucleotide messenger RNA. RefSeq names its product sialidase family protein. The record is from RefSeq and is a predicted model, not a curated record. Lineage: Eukaryota; Fungi; Ascomycota; Eurotiomycetes; Eurotiales; Aspergillaceae. The transcript is spliced from 5 exons. Bases 1 to 1011 code for a protein of 336 amino acids.